Messenger RNA from Helianthus annuus (common sunflower), 1702 nucleotides. Its product is annotated as UDP-glycosyltransferase 85A8. The transcript has 3 exons. The record is from RefSeq and is a predicted model, not a curated record. Gene Ontology annotation, molecular function: UDP-glycosyltransferase activity. Bases 82 to 1521 code for a protein of 479 amino acids. NCBI's taxonomy places the organism in Eukaryota, Viridiplantae, Streptophyta, Magnoliopsida, Asterales, Asteraceae.
UAUAUAUUAAUAAUUCUCAUCCAUAGCAGAACUAUCAAAAUAAACACACAAACUCACACAAAGACUACGUUAUUGCAUCAAAUGGGUUCCAAUGCAGAAUUGGGAAAGCCACAUGCCAUAUGCAUCCCCUUCCCAGCACAAGGCCACGUAAACCCCAUGAUGAAAUUUGCUAAGCUCCUUCACUUGAAGGGAUUCCACAUCUCCUUCGUAAACACCCACUUCAACCAUAAGCGCUUGCUCCGAUCCCAAGGUCCCUCCUCCCUCGACGGCCUGCCAGACUUCCGUUUCUACUCCAUUCCUGAUGGCCUCCCACCAUCUGAUGCCGAUGCCACCCAGUCAAUCCCAGACCUCUUUCACUCCAUUCCUAAGCACUGUGUCGAACCUUUCUGUGAGCUGAUUACAAGGCUUAAUGGUGCAUCUGACGUGCCACGGGUGAGCUGUAUUGUUUCUGAUGGAGCUAUGACGUUUACCCUCAAAGCUGCUGAGAAGUUUGGGUUGCCGGAAGUAUUCUUUUGGACGACGAGUGCUUGUGGGCUUUUGGGUUACCUUCGCUGUCGUGAUCUUAUGCAAAAAGGGUAUACUCCUCUCAAAGAUAUGAGUUACGUGACAAAUGGGUAUUUAGAAACAAUCUUAGAUUGGAUUCCAGGGAUGAACAACAUUCGAUUAAGAGAUUUCCCAAGCUUCAUUCGAACCACAGACAUUAACGACAUCUUGCUUAACUAUCUCGUGACCGAGGCUGAGGCUCUAACUAGAGGCUCCGUUGUGGUGCUUAACACAUUCGAUGCCCUAGAAAAAGACACUGUUAACCUCUUAACUGCUUCCAUGCCACGAAUUUUCACUGUGGGCCCACUAAACCUGAUGCAACAGCAUGUGCAAGAUGAACGAGUCAAACAGCUUGGGUCCAGUCUUUGGAAAGAAGAUGUAACUUGCAUCCAUUGGCUUGAUACAAAAGACCCUGGCUCGGUUGUUUUCGUCAACUAUGGAAGCAUUACAGUGUUGACAAAGGAACAACUAAUUGAGUUCGCAUGGGGACUCGCUAACAGCAAGAAGGAUUUCUUAUGGAUAACCAGGCCGGACAUUGUUUGCGGCAAUGAGGCGGUGAUGCCACCGGAGUUCCUAGUUGAGACUAAAGGGAGAGGCUUGAUCAUUAGUUGGUGUCCUCAAGAACAGGUUUUAAAGCACCCUGCAAUCGGAGUAUUCUUGACACACUGUGGAUGGAACUCGACACUUGAGAGUAUUAGCAGUGGUGUUCCGUUGCUUUGUUGGCCGUUUUUUGCUGAACAACAAACGAAUUGUCGAUAUAGUUGUGUAGAGUGGGGGAUUGGGAUGGAAAUAGAUACAAAUGUGAAAAGAGAGAAGGUGGAGGCUCAAGUGAGGGAGAUGAUAGAAGGGGAAAAAGGAAAGUUGAUGAAAGCCAAGGCUUUGGAGUUGAGAAGAAAAGCAGAAGAAGGAGUCACCAUUGAUGGAUUGUCUUAUCUCAACUUUGACAAAUUUAUCACUGACGUUCUCUCAAAAAUCUGAAGCCAAUAUCUAUGUUUAUCUUUGCUACUAGUAGCUAAACAUUCUAUUGUUGUUGUUGGUUUGAUCCUUGCACUAUCAAAUAAAUUAAUAAUGCAUUUGUGAUAACAUUUAUCCAUAAACUUAUAUUUGUAUCUAAAUUUUACAUUGAUAUGUCAUAACUAAAAUAUUUAUUUUAACAAAC